AUGUCGCAUCAGGCUCCAAUUCGCCCGCCUCCAGCGCCUCGGGCGUCGAUAGUGGGCAAUGAUUCCGGUCCCGAAUCGCCGUUUCCGUUGCGUAUGGAAGGAGAAGUCGUCUCUGGGUUUGGGAGAGGUUCUAAGGAGCUCGGUAUCCCGACCGCGAACAUACCAGUGGAAGGCGUGUCAUGGCUUGAAGCUGCAGAAAGCGGCGUCUACUUUGGCUGGGCGGGUAUCAGAUUGCCCGACUCUCAUCCAGACCUCUCUUCUCGUUCUCCCAUUUCCACCUCACACCCAAAUUGGCGCAUGUACCCUAUGGUUAUGUCGAUUGGCUACAAUCCGUUCUACAAAAAUACCGUGCGCAGCGCAGAGGUACAUAUCAUGCAUGAAUUUGCGCAGGACUUUUACGGUGCAUGGAUGAGGGUGUGCCUUAUGGGAUUUAUUCGGAAGGAAUUCGAUUAUGUGGAUGUGGAGAGCUUGAUUAAGGAUAUUAAGACUGAUAUUGAGGUUGCGAGGGCGAGUUUGGAUAGAGAGAAUUGGCGAGCUGGAAAAGAGACAGAGUGGUUGGGUGGCAGUGGAUGGAAGUCUGCGAGCUGA
Messenger RNA from Venustampulla echinocandica, 588 nucleotides. RefSeq lists its product as uncharacterized. The transcript is spliced from 2 exons. Gene Ontology annotation, cellular component: mitochondrion. Lineage: Eukaryota; Fungi; Ascomycota; Leotiomycetes; Helotiales; Pleuroascaceae. Gene Ontology annotation, molecular function: riboflavin kinase activity. Bases 1 to 588 code for a protein of 195 amino acids. Gene Ontology annotation, biological process: riboflavin biosynthetic process; FMN biosynthetic process. The record is from RefSeq and is a predicted model, not a curated record.